Cottoperca gobio is the source of this 2169-nucleotide messenger RNA. It is a transcript of the gene il1rl2, whose product is annotated as interleukin 1 receptor-like 2. The transcript has 11 exons. The coding region runs from base 155 to 1804 and encodes 549 amino acids. The record is from RefSeq and is a predicted model, not a curated record. Lineage: Eukaryota; Metazoa; Chordata; Actinopteri; Perciformes; Bovichtidae. Gene Ontology annotation, biological process: signal transduction.
UUGGAAGUUGUUCAAGUCAGCGAGCAGUCAGGAAAUGUGUCAACAAACUUUACUUAUUGCAGAAAGUCAGUGUGGCCAAAAACAUAAGCAAUGUCUGAGAAAUCACAGGGGACUUUAAUGAAAUGUAACCCGUCUCUUCCCACCAACAAGGACAAUGACAGCGGCAGGCUGCGUCUUCCUGCUGACUGCACUGCUGUCUCUGAAGACCACUGUGGCACAUAGCCACAGUGUGGACAAAGACACCUACCAUGUGAGUGCUGGCCACCUCUUUCUGUUGAGGUGCCCCACUGCUGAUCCAACGUGGAGCCGACGGGGGGGCCACAACAAGAGCCUGCCCACUGGAGUGGAAGUCAUCCAUGGGUUACUGUGGUUUCUACCUGUGCAGAUGUCUCAUAAUGGAUCCUAUACUUGUGAGAAAAGGGGCAAGAAUGGAUUAUCGAGCAUUUCUUUUGGGGUGUCAGUGUCCGGUGGAAAGUGUCCUGAUCAACCUGAAACCAUUUCCAUCGUCAAGGGAAGCAAUGGAGGUGUUCCUUGCAAACAGGCAGAGAUUUUCAAACUGAAUAAAACAAGGAACAUACAGUGGAUGAAGGACUGCCAACCGGUGGAGCGGCCCAUCUCUGUGGAUGACGACGGCUUCAUGAGACUGCAGUCUGCAGCCUCAGAGAGGGAUGCUGGGACUUACACCUGCCUGGUAGAGUUGAGUUUGGACGGCAGAAAGUACACCGCUGCACGCAGCAUCCAGGUGACGAUUAAAAUGAUCAAAGUAGCAAUUAGUUCAAUGCCUAAGGUGGUAUUGCCUCAACAGGAAGUGGUCAUCGUUAAAGAGGGUACGAGAGUGGAGCUGAAAUGUUCCGCCUACAUCGGCUUAAGUGAGGAAAAAGACACUUUCAUCUUUUGGACUGUUAACGGCACAGAAACCGACGACCUCGAGGAAUUUGACGAGUUCACGCAUUAUGAUUCCGACGACAAAGGCCAGGUGUUCGGUCACUCCACUCUGACCAUCUCUAAAGUGUCUCGUCGGUUCAUGAAUGUCCCCAUUUCUUGCCAUAUAUGGAACUCAGCUGGAUGCAAAGUCCAGCUGAGCUGGCUUAAAGAAGCCGACCACAGUGCCUUUUACACCAGCCUGGCUCUCUGCCUCUCUGCCUCCCUGGCUGCUCUGUCUGCGGUGACUGCCUUCCUCUUCUUCAAAGUAGAUCUGGUGUUGGCUCACAGGAAACUGUGGAGACAUUUUUCCAAACAACAAGUUUCAGAUGGGAAGCUCUACGACGCCUAUGUGAGCUUCCUCCACCCAGACACCCUGACUUCAGAUGAGAUGGAGAACUUCGCCCUGCAGAUCCUUCCAGAGGAGCUGGAGAAGCAUCGCUACUCCCUGUACAUCAGAGGGCGGGACGACUGCCCUGGAGAAGCGGUGCAUGAUGUUAUUGCUGCCACAGUGCGGCAAAGUCGCAGACUGAUAAUGAUUCUGUCACCUGAGAUAAAAUUCUCCACUGGUUGCAAAACAGAGGAAGCGCCCUUACGUGACAACCAAAACCAGCUGUGCUACGAGCACAAAAUUGGCCUCCACGACGCUUUAACCCACAAUGAGCCGCGAGUGAUUCUGGUUGAAAUCGACGGUCCAGUGGAUUACAGAUGCCUGCCAGAGUCUCUGCGCUUUAUCAAAAGGAAACAAGGAGCUCUGAAGUGGAGGAAACCCUCCCCUGGAAGCCACAAACUCACCAAGUUGCACUCAAACAGAAACUUCUGGAAGAAUCUGAGGUACCACAUGCCCUCAGUGCCUGCAGGGAAACUCCAGACCAUAAUUUAAACCAAGUGAAAGAUGUGAUUCAACAUGGACGGUGCGACGGUACAUCAGGACCUUCAGGCUUGUUUCCAUAACCAGUUUGACCUCCUUUUUGUUUUGAAUCUACUGUAUGUAAUGUAAUAUCUGACAGCUCUGAAGGUUUAUUGAGUCUUAAUGUGCGGGACUGCUAUGUUCACACCUCGUCUCCACAGGAGGAUAUUUAUGUUUAUAUUUAUUAUACCUUGACACUGAUAUGAACCUGUAUAAAUAUUAUUACUGUGUUAUGCUCAAAUAGGGAAACUAGGCAAUUUCCAAUGUUAUUUUAUACUAUUUUAAUUCUGCUAUUUUUAUACUAUUUGUAAUGCUACUUCACACUCAUUUACAUCAAC